CCGCCGCCCGCUCCGCCGCCCCCGGGCCCUCCCCGAUCCUUGGCCCCGUUCCCUCCUUCCUUCAACCGGUGCCAGGGAAUGUGAAGAGUUCCCCAUGGAGGGCUCCGCUCGCCCCCCGCCGGGCUCCUUCGACGGCGCACUGGACCUGCAGCGCUAUUCCAACGGGCCGGGGCCGGGGCCGGGGCCGGGGCCGGGCCCGGGGCCGGGCGGCGGGGGCCCGGGGCCGGGCGGCGGGGGCCCUGGGGCGGGCGGCGGGGGCCCGGGGCCGGGCGGCGGGGGCCCGGGGGCGGGGAGCCGCGAGGGCGGGCGGCGCUUCCCCUGCCCGGUGUGCGGGAAGCGCUUCCGCUUCAACUCGAUCCUGGCGCUGCACCUGCGGACGCACCCGGGGUCCGGGACGUCCCGCUGUCCGCACUGCGGGCACCGCGCGGCGCGGCGCUCCCUGCUGCGCCUGCACCUGCGCACGCACCGGCCGGAGCGGCCGCGCAGCCCCGCCGGACGCCUGCUGCUGGAGCUGGAGGAGCGCGCCCUGCGGCGCUUGGGCCGCCCCGCUUACGGCAAGGCCCCCGCCGCCCCGGCGCCGAUCCGGGCCCCGGCGCCGAUCCGGGCCCCGGCGUCGAUGCCGGUCCCGGCGUCGGUGCCGCCCCCCUCCCCCGCCGCCUUCCGCUGCCCGUUCUGCAAGGGCAAGUUCCGCACUUGGGCCGAGCGCGAGCGCCACCUGCACAUCCUCCACCGGCCCUGGAAGUGCGGCCUGUGCGGCUUCGGCUCCGGCCACGAGGAGGAGCUGCUGCGCCACCGCCGGGCCGCGCACGGGCCGGGGCCUCCCGGCGACCCCGACGACCCCGACGACGACGACGACGACGACGGCGACGACGGCCACCCCGACGACGACGACGACGACCACCCCGCCGACGACGACGACGACCACCCCGCCGCCGACGACCACCCGGCCCCGGAGCCCGAGGGGGGCCCUCCCCCGUCUCCGCCCCCGGCCCCCGCGCCCCCGCCGGCCCCGGAGUUCCGCUGCCCCGUGUGCGGCCAGGCCUUCACGCAGGCCUGGUUCCUCAAGGGCCACAUGCGCAAGCACAAGGCCUCCCUGGACCACGCGUGUCCCGCCUGCGGCCGUUGCUUCAAAGAGCCCUGGUUCCUCAAGAACCACAUGAAGGUUCACGCUAGCAAGAUGGGGGCGCCGCGGGCCGCGGGGUCCGGCCCGAGCCCGGCCCAGGCCCCUCCGUCUCGGCCCCGGGCCCCGGCGCUCGGUCUGCUGGCCUGUGAGCCUCCGGGCCCUGCGCCGCUGCCGGCCCCGACCCCGACUCCCACCCCCCGCGAGCGCGGGGAGGCCCCGGGCCUGCUGGGCUACCUGAGCCUAAGGGCGGCCGGGGCCGGGGCCGGGGCCGGGGCCGGGGCCGGGGCCGGGGCCAGGUCCAACGGGGAGGGGGCGGGGGCUGCGGCGGCAGGCCGGACCUUUGGGGGAUUCCGCCCGCUGGGCCCGCCCUCCCCCGCUCGGGCCCCUCGUUCGUGCCCCAAGGAGCAGAAGCAGGAAGAGCCGGAGGACGGCUGGCCAAGGCACCGGGUGGCGGGGUCGCCGGCCUCCCUGCCCAGGGAACCCACUGGAAGCCCACCUCGGGCCACCGCCUCGCAAGAGGAGAACGGGGUGUUGGCGGGGAGGCCGCGGCCGGCAGGGGCCCGGGGGGCCUCGGGCAAAGACUGUCCCUUCUGUGGGAAGACCUUCCGCUCCGCGCACCACCUCAAGGUGCACCUGCGCGUGCACACAGGUGAGCGCCCCUACAAAUGUCCGCACUGUGACUACGCGGGCACCCAGUCCGGCUCCCUCAAGUACCACCUACAGCGCCACCACCGCGAGCAGAGGGGCGAGCCGAGGGGCGAGCCGAGGGGCGAGCCGGGGCCGGGGCCGGGGCCGGUGCCAGGGCCGCCUCCGCCCCGGCCCCUUCGAGACCCGCCGUGUGCGGGCAAGCCUGCCGCCUGCGCCGAGGGAGGUCCUGGCCCUCGCCUCUCCAACCCGGCCCCGGCCCCGGCCCCGGCCCCCCGCCAGCCGGUCAUUACCGGUCGGACCCUGCGCAACGGGCGGGGCGGGGAGCCCGAGCCCCUGGACCUGUCCGUGCGGCCGGGGCCGGGUGGGGAGGUGGGGCCGGCGGGGCUGGGCCGGGGCACCGGGGCCGGGGGUGCCCUCCUCCGCUGCCUCUUCUGCCUGUUCGCCACCGGCGCCCCCGAGCUCAUGGCCUUACACCGGCAGGUUCACCACGGACGGCGGGCCCGAGCCCGCCGCCCCCCGACGGCUCCUUCCCAAGGCCAAGGCCGCAGCCGCAGCCGCAGCCCCCCGCCGGGAGGGGGCGCCGCGCUCCGGCUGCUCGGGGCUGAGGAACCCCGGCCGCUGGGCGCAGGCGCAGGCGCAGGUGCAGGCCCGGGGGGCCCGGACCCCUAG
Messenger RNA from Tachyglossus aculeatus (Australian echidna), 2440 nucleotides. It is a transcript of the gene ZNF219, whose product is annotated as zinc finger protein 219. Gene Ontology annotation, cellular component: nucleus. The transcript has 6 exons. Gene Ontology annotation, biological process: regulation of DNA-templated transcription. The record is from RefSeq and is a predicted model, not a curated record. Gene Ontology annotation, molecular function: DNA-binding transcription factor activity, RNA polymerase II-specific; RNA polymerase II cis-regulatory region sequence-specific DNA binding. The coding region runs from base 95 to 2440 and encodes 781 amino acids. NCBI's taxonomy places the organism in Eukaryota, Metazoa, Chordata, Mammalia, Monotremata, Tachyglossidae.